Naegleria gruberi is the source of this 1497-nucleotide messenger RNA. RefSeq lists its product as uncharacterized. The coding region runs from base 1 to 1497 and encodes 498 amino acids. Gene Ontology annotation, molecular function: protein heterodimerization activity; DNA-binding transcription activator activity, RNA polymerase II-specific. Gene Ontology annotation, biological process: regulation of DNA-templated transcription. The transcript has a single exon. The record is from RefSeq and is a predicted model, not a curated record. Gene Ontology annotation, cellular component: nucleus. Lineage: Eukaryota; Heterolobosea; Eutetramitea; Acrasida; Naegleriidae.
AUGCUUCCAUCAUCAUCAAAUAAUAAUAUAUUCACUACUCCCCAAUUACCUUCUGCAUCCUCAUCAACACCAAGUGGAAAUAAUGGCAUGAUACCGUCCUUUCAAAGUAAUAAUAAUAAUAAUACUAGUAGUAGUAGUGUGGAUUCACAACAACAACAACAUCAAUAUUCAUCACACCUCCAACCCACCUUUUCAAAUCAUCCUCCCUAUCAUUCUAUUCAUUCAACAGCUAGUAAUGGACCUGGACUCUCCCAUCAUCAUCACCAUCAUGGACAUCAUCAAGCCUCUCUCCAACCUCCAAUCCCGAUCAUGAAUGGAAAUCAAAAGAUUCCCAAUGCAAAUAAUAGAUUUGUUUUUCCAACACAUCCAUCCAUGUUAAUGAUGAGUAAUCCUUCACAACAUCCCUAUAUGCCUCCACAUCAUGGUGGUGUAAUGCCAUCCUCCUCCACAGCUCAACAACCUCCUUCUCAAUACUCUCAAGAAGUAGUAUCAAAUUCUAGGACAAUACCCCCAAAUGUUAAUAAUAUUCCAAUGAAUACUACCGUAAAAUAUAGUAAUAGUACAAUAAUGAAUAACAAGUAUUCGACAACUAUAGCUGAUAACUCAAUCCCAACAACAACACCACAAGAAUCCUACAUAUCAACAACAGUUCCAUCAACAGCUUUACCUGUUUGGCAAAAUUUAGUGUCUGAAAUGGUCAACCCAACAUCUAAAAAACCAAAGAAUGAACUCCCACUCGCCAGAAUUAAAAAGAUUAUGAAAUCAGAUGAAGAAGUAAGAACUAAAACAAUGAUUAGUGCAGAGGCACCAGUAUUAUUUGCCAAAGCAUGUGAAAUGUUUAUUAUUGAACUCACACUUCAUGCAUGGGUUCACACAGAGGAAUCAAAAAGAAGAACACUCCAGAGAAAUGAUAUUGCUGCAGCAAUUGGAAAGACAGACAUCUUUGACUUUUUGAUAGAUAUUGUUCCGAGAGAGAAUGAAAAACCAGCAACCAACUCUAAUAGUCAUCAACAAUCUUCACACAGUCAUCAUCAACAUGCCUCCAACAGUGGUGGAGGUGGAAAAGGAGUUUCUGCUACUGCUUCCUAUCAUCACAAUCAACAAACAUCACUUCCACAACAACAACAAUUAAUUGAUCCACAAGAAGAAGAACACAAUACUGUCGAAGAGGAAAUUGAUGAUGAGGAUGGUUUUCAAAUUGAUGAUGAAGAUGACACUCAUUCCGAUGAUGAAUUCGAGCCACCUCAACAAGAUAUUACUCCAACAAAGAAUGAAGAUGUCUCCAAGCUGCUUUUGCCAUCCCUAGAUCCAAAGAAUAUGAGCGGAGAAAACUCUAUCAAAUUUGUACCAGGUCUUGGUGUUAUUGGUUCUUCACAGAAACAAGCGAAUAUCGAACGAGAGACAAGUGCUAUACUUGUAGAUGCUCCCGAGCUGACAUCAGAGCCUAGCCAAUUCUUAGAUGAUUCCCAGACAUUCCUUCCACUCGAUAAUCAAUAA